Drosophila hydei is the source of this 555-nucleotide messenger RNA. RefSeq lists its product as uncharacterized. Gene Ontology annotation, molecular function: structural constituent of chitin-based larval cuticle. NCBI's taxonomy places the organism in Eukaryota, Metazoa, Arthropoda, Insecta, Diptera, Drosophilidae. Bases 1 to 555 code for a protein of 184 amino acids. The transcript has 3 exons. The record is from RefSeq and is a predicted model, not a curated record. Gene Ontology annotation, cellular component: chitin-based extracellular matrix.
AUGCCAAAAAUUGCUAAACGCGAAGAGGCCGACGCCGCCACCGACACCGCCGCCGCCGCUGCUGCCAAAACCUGUUGCCUUUUGGUGCUAGCCCUCGCCUUGGUCGCUUGCAAUGCACAACGUCAGUACAAUCCUUACCUGAACAAUCCCCAGUAUAGGGAGUUGUACUACAAGAACCGCAAUUUAUAUAAUCAGCGACGCUACUACGACCACUUCUAUAAGAAAUACAAUCCGUAUAUUGCCAGCGCUCUGGCACGCACCAUUGAGGAGUCGAAUGAUCCCAACACUGGCGCUGGCUCCUAUGUCUACAGCUAUGAAACCGAGAACGGAAUUCACGGAGAAGAGCGAGCCACGCCCGUCUACAUUGGCAAUGGCCUGCAGGAGGAGCAAGUGGAGGGCGCCUACUCCUACAUAUCGCCCGAAGGUCUGCGCGUCGGAGUCAAAUAUGUGGCGGAUGCCAACGGCUUUCACCCAAUUAUUACCUAUGAUGGUCCAAAUGCUGCUCUUUAUGCCAACCAACAGCCGCCGGCUGGCGUUGUCUACACAAGGCACUAA